UUUUUAUUUUUCAUUCAUUAUUUAUUUUAUUUUUUUUUCAACUUAAAUAAAAAUAAAAAUAAAUUUUUUAAAUUCAUCUGCCACGAACUACAUUGACCGCUGAAGAAGUUGCGCGUCGAUAUGCCAGUAUCGAACACAGCCAGUAUAUUUACUGGCAUACUAGUGGGCUUAGUAGCUGGCUAUGCACUCUGGGAAUGUGCGUCAUCCUUCAUACCGGCGUUACGCAAUCAGAAAAUAAAAACGCAAGGAACCAUAAAAAUGUCGUUGCAACCGUUAGUAGAUGGGGAGUAUCGCGAAUCCGGACAACUCAUCGAUCUGUACAAUUUCAGCUACAUUAUGAACCAACCAAGCUGCACAGCAAAUAUACACGCUUUGGUAUUGAUACAUACAGCGCCGGGAAAUCAGGAUAGACGUAAAUUAAUACGACAAACUUGGGCUAAUUUCGUCGAAUUGCCCUUACAUAAAAAUAGCAUACCCUUCCGUGUGAUCUUCCUACUUGGACUCCCCGAAACGGAGGCGAAUCAAUCAGAGUUGGAGCGUGAGAAUUUCGAAUAUGAUGACAUGGUGCAGGGCUCAUUCGUGGACACAUACAACAAUUUGACAUACAAACAUGUAAUGGCCAUGAAAUGGUUCCUCACCUAUUGCAGCGAUUCAAAAAUACUGAUUAAAGUGGAUGAUGAUAUAUUUCUCAACACACCACAACUGAUGAUUUAUCUGCACAACACCAUGCUGCAUGACCAGUUGCCGCAGACUGGCAAGGAACAAACGCCACCAGUGGAGAGUCAACCUGAUCGUGGUGUGGCAAAUAACAGUGAGCAGCCGCUAAAGCUGCUACUCAGAAAACCACGAGAUGUGUUGUUUUGCAAUCGUAAAGUCAAUGUAACUGUCAGGAGUAAUCCGAGUGAUUAUCCACACGCUAUCUAUCCGCCUUAUUGUCCCGGUUUUGCCAUUGUAUAUUCGGUUGAUGUGGUGAAGCGUUUAUAUGCGGCGGCACAGAAGACCAAAGCUUUUUGGAUCGAUGACAUACAUAUAACUGGUAUAUUGGCUAAGAAAUUGGGAAUCAGUAUCAGACCAGCACAAGCUUUUACCACCAUUUGUAACUCGCAUCAGCCCAUAUGUAAUAGUUUGUUGGAAGAAAGUGGAAGAGCGAGGAGAGAACGCGCAAAUCUGGAUCCAAAGGAAUAUUUAUUCACACUGCAGCCGAAAUCUUUUCAAAUGCAUACAAUGUGGCAGAUGCAACUUAAACGUCUGAAGGAGUAUAUAUUGAAGAAUAUCCAAGACAGCGGUGCUCACAUUGAUGCGGUCGAGGGAUAACUGUGGUAAUUUUGAAGAAAUGCAUAGAGAUUAAAUUUGUAUACAUUGGAGAUGAAUAAAUAAUUUGAAGAAGA
Ceratitis capitata (Mediterranean fruit fly) is the source of this 1388-nucleotide messenger RNA. RefSeq names its product beta-1,3-galactosyltransferase 1. Gene Ontology annotation, cellular component: membrane. The record is from RefSeq and is a predicted model, not a curated record. Gene Ontology annotation, molecular function: hexosyltransferase activity. The coding region runs from base 121 to 1314 and encodes 397 amino acids. The transcript has a single exon. NCBI's taxonomy places the organism in Eukaryota, Metazoa, Arthropoda, Insecta, Diptera, Tephritidae.